This is a messenger RNA of Trichosporon asahii var. asahii CBS 2479, 846 nucleotides long. RefSeq lists its product as uncharacterized. The record is from RefSeq and is a predicted model, not a curated record. NCBI's taxonomy places the organism in Eukaryota, Fungi, Basidiomycota, Tremellomycetes, Trichosporonales, Trichosporonaceae. The coding region runs from base 1 to 846 and encodes 281 amino acids. The transcript has 3 exons.
AUGCGCCUCUCGCUCACGACUCUCCUACUCCUGCUCGCGACUAGUAUCCUCGCGCAGGACACCGCCGACGUUGCAGGUGAGAACGACGUCAUGGGCGGCACGGACCCCACCCCGACCGACGGGGGCGAGGGGGAUGCCGCACCCACUCCGGCCGCCGACUCUGGUGAUGCGACUGACACCGGCGAAGGUGGUGGUGGUGGUACCGGCAGCACGGGCGCCGACGACAACUCGCUCGAGAACACCAAGGACCUGACCCAGCCCUGGAACAUCACCUACUUCACUUACCCGACGCGUAACAAUUAUUGGGUCAACGACAACGAGAACAAGGCCACCUGGGCUCCGGUCAACGUGGCAACGAACCUGAUGCUGUCGCACAGCAACACCUCCAUGCUCCCACAGCGCAUCAUGCUGCAGCAGAACAUCCCCGGCGGUGUCGGUACGUUCGCGACCAAGAUCACGGGCUACACGCCCGGCAACAACUAUCUGCUGGUUCUGUCGAUUGCGGGGAACCCGGACCAGAAACUCGCCCAGUCUCAGGGCUUCUACAUCAAGGCGAACGGCACGGCCGCCCCACAGCAGGUCACCGCUCAGGGGAACCAGGCGACUGCGUCUGCAGUCUCCAACGGCGGCAGCACGCAGCCCGGGUCCGGCGAUCCGGCCAAGAUGCAGCAGGAGAAUGCCGCCCCGUCUGAUGGCGGUACGGGCAACGGAGCCAGCGCCUCGCCCAACGCUAAUGCUCCUGCAGGACACUCAGCCGCUGAGAGGGUUGGUGUCUGGACGGGCGUUGGGGUCGCGAUGGGCGCUAUGGCGGCCGCGGUUGUCGCGCCUCUCAUCCUCCUCGCAUAG